Messenger RNA from Drosophila rhopaloa, 3521 nucleotides. RefSeq names its product adenylyl cyclase X E-like. The record is from RefSeq and is a predicted model, not a curated record. Lineage: Eukaryota; Metazoa; Arthropoda; Insecta; Diptera; Drosophilidae. The transcript has 12 exons. Gene Ontology annotation, molecular function: adenylate cyclase activity. Bases 25 to 3363 code for a protein of 1112 amino acids. Gene Ontology annotation, biological process: adenylate cyclase-activating G protein-coupled receptor signaling pathway; cAMP biosynthetic process; intracellular signal transduction.
CACUAGGUAACUUCUCCGGGAAAUAUGAACUACAAAAAAACAAAUAAACAGCCCUACAGAGAGAGGUUUAGGCAAUGUCUUCUGGACUACACUGAUGAGCGCCUGUGGGAGCAGAGCUAUCUAAAGGCUAAAUGUAAGGAGUUGAAUUUAGAGAAUGAGUAUAAAAGGUAUCAGCUCCGUCUAUGGAUCAGUUACCUCACCGUUUUCUUCCCCUUGUUUAUAAUAGUGAUCGUAGGCAUUGAAUUAGUCGCACUUACUUUCGUCCAGUAUAGGGGAGUUCACUACAUGGAUUUUUUCUUUAAUGGGAUGACAUUACUUAUGGUUACUUCCUUAAUGAGUAUAAAUUUCUAUGAGAGCUUUGUGAGUCGGCACAGAUGGGUUAUGGUGGUCACAUCGGUUUUGUCGGCGUAUACAGUGGUUUUUUUUGAUAUAGCGCAGAACACCUAUUAUUUUUACAAUCACGGCUGGCCGCUUAAUUCUUCGUAUGACGUCUUUGUGCUUUGUAUGAUUUACAUGUUUUUGCCGAUUCCAUCGAUCAGGGGAGCUGCCCUACUAGCCACCUCAGUCAGCAUGGUGUACGUGGCCUACUUUCUGCACUUUAUAGCGUUUGACCAAAAUAACAAGGUGCGAAGUAUUCAUGGCUUGGAUGUGAUAUCCGUCGAUAUAUUCCACUACCUGGGCUUUAACAUGAUGGGCAUAUUCUUCCGCAUCAUGAAUGACACCAUGGUGCGCUCCUCUUUCUUGGACCGACACCAGUUUAUCAAGGAGGAGAUGUGGCUUCGCCACGCCCUGCGACAGGAAUCGAUGCUUGUGGACAGCAUCCUGCCGCCUCAGAUUGCGAAGCCCAUCAAGAAUAGCAUCAAGAACAAGAUCAUGCAGGCCGAAAUCGAGUUUGAACGCUUUAGCAUGGGUGUUUCGAGAAGGUCGGAGAACUUCAUGGCCAUUCAGAUACAUCCGGAUGUCACCAUCCUCUACGCCGACGUGGUGAACUACACCCACCUGACCACGACCCUGACUGUGGAGAAGUUGGUGAAGGUACUGCACGACCUCUACGGAAGAUUCGAUGUGGCUGCCUCCCAAUUUAAGGUGCAGCGCAUCAAGUUCCUGGGCGACUGCUACUACUGUGUGGCGGGUCUGGCGGAACCUGACCCCGAUCACGCCAAGAUGGCGGUGUCCCUGGGCAUUUCCAUGAUUGCCAACAUCCAGGAAGUGAGGGCGGAACGGGGCUUGGAUAUCGACAUGCGCAUAGGGGUCCAUUCGGGGUCUUUGCUUGGAGGUGUCAUGGGAGAGGCCAAGCUACAGUUCGACAUAUGGGGUGCUGACGUGGACAUCGCCAGUCGUCUGGAAGCAACCGGAAAACCGGGCUAUGUGCACGUUAGUGGACGGACCCUAAGUAACUUGAAUACAGGCGACUAUAUAAUAAUGCAGGGCACAGAAAAGGCUCAAAAAGAUCCAGUGCUGCAGAAGCAUCCAAUGAGCACCUAUCUUCUAACCAGCGCAGAAAUCCGAGAUUCCGUCAAAUCCACCGCCAAAGGAGGGCAGGCCCGUGCGAAUCUUAACAUUCACACAUUGGGACCAAAUCGGAACACCCAUAUCGGCAGUUUGGAUUCAGUGUCAGAUGAGUUGCGCGGGGAGUUUGACAAGAUGCCAGUUGGGGGCUUGGACUUUCGAAUCUUAUGCUGCCGCCGAGAUAAAAUUGACAGAGAUGAGGAAGCUAAGCGCCAACUCGGCAAUUUUUGUGUAGCGUUCAGGGACUCAUCUCUGGAAUGGAGCUAUCUGGAACAGCCGGACUUCAUUUUCAAGUCCUCAAUGCUUCUGGCCUGGGGCAUUGGGUGCUGCCUGAUCUACAUCCAGGUCGUGACCAACAAGAUUAUCUGCACCACAUGCAUUGUGAUCGACCUAUUUGCGUUCUCCCUGCUGACCGCCCUUCUUUGCAUCUCGUGGUAUAAGAAAUUGUGUUGGUGGCGAUAUGGAGAAAAUGAUUUCAAAGAUUACAACGAAUUCAGCUGUAAGAUUUUCCACCUGUUCGAGAAGAUUCAGCACAGUUUUGUCCUGCGCAUUACUGUCUAUAUAAUGAUAAUAGUAUGCUAUUACAUGGUGAUCUUUCUAAUAUUGAUAAACUGUGACCAAAGCCAAUAUGAGCUGGACUUCAUUGAGAGCAAACUCUUUCACUAUGAAAUGGAUCGGGACAGCUGCUUCCAUCCGUGGGCCUUCACGAACAUGAUGGCACUUGUCAUUGGCAUGAGCUACACCUUCGCACGAAUUCCUUUCGCCCUCAAGACAAUCAUCGGCUGCUGCGAGGCUGUGGUCUACCUGCUCAUCGUGAGUUUUCAGUACGUUUUCAUUUUCCAGCACAGUUCCACAACGACACCGUAUUUGAGGGCGGAAAUAGCUCAUUGUACUCGGGUGUGCAUGAUGCUGAUUACCAUGUACGCCAAGGAGCGUCAGUCGGAGUUCAACACAAAAAUGAACUACAAGCUCAACGUGGAUUUGCAAAAAAAGCAAAAGGCGGCCGAUGUAACCAACCAGUCAAUUAUAAUUCUUCUAAAUAACAUUCUUCCUUCUCAUGUUGUCGAGCUCUAUCUCAAUUCAGUAGCCAACCACGAACUCUACUAUGAAAAUUAUCGAAUGGUAUCUGUCAUGUUCGCAAUGUUAAUAAAUUUUCAAAUGGAUUUGCCCAGCUUACGAGUGCUAAACGAUAUUAUAACAGAGUUCGAUAGAUUGCUGACUUCCUAUAAGGAUUAUUACUCGGUUGAGAAAAUCAAGGUCGUUGGUUGCACUUAUAUGGCAGCUUGUGGAUUAGAUUAUAACCUGGCCUCCAAAAUUCGAAACACUGAUCUUCGCAGUAGCUCAUACCAAUGUGAAAUGGAUCGGGUGCGGAGUCGACAAACGUCGAUGUCAAUCGACUUUGACGCCAACAGGAACCAAGAGGUGAUCUUUAUGAUGACCACGUUCGGCCUGGACCUGAUGCGAACUCUGUCGGUGUGCAAUAAGGCGUACGCAGGUAGACCCUUCGAUCGGGCUUUAUCGACCGGGGAGAUCUGCAUCGGCAUCUCCAGUGGCGAGAUAAUGGCUGGAGUGGUUGGCGCUUCCCAACCGCACUACGACAUCUGGGGAAAUCCGGUCAAUAUGGCCUCUCGGAUGGAGUCGACGGGGCUGCCUGGACACAUCCAGGUGACGGAGGAGUCCGCCAAAGUUCUCGAGGAGUUCGACAUUAUGUGCUUUUACCGCGGCUUAACCUUUGUGAAGGGCCGUGGAGAAAUACCAACCUACUUUGUGGGCAUCGAUGAUAAUUUACAGUUCAUUUCCAGGAGGAGCUACCUACCUUCUUUAAGUCACUCGCGAGAUAGCGUAUCUAUUUAGUACGAUGAAAAAGAAAAAAUUUAAGUCUCUUAAUAAGAAAUACGUAUCUAGAUUUCAUUUUGCAAGAUCGUAUCGUCAAUUUGAAGUUUCUAUAUGUAGGAUGGACGAAUUGAGAUACGGGACUUUACAAAAUGAAUUCAAGAAACGUAUCUCUUUCU